AUGUUCUAUUCCGAGACUCUCCUAUCGAAGACCGGGCCAUUGGCUCGCGUUUGGUUGUCGGCUAAUAUCGAACGCAAGCUUUCAAAGUCGCACAUUCUGCAAUCGGAUAUCGAGAGCAGUGUCAAUGCCAUUGUUGACCAAGGCCAAGCCCCCAUGGCUUUACGAUUGAGUGGUCAAUUGCUGCUAGGUGUGGUUCGCAUCUACAGCCGUAAGGCUCGUUACCUCCUUGAUGACUGUAAUGAAGCUUUGAUGAAAAUCAAAAUGGCUUUCCGUCUCACAAACAACAAUGACUUGACCUCUACUGUUGUCGCACCGGGAGGAAUUACCCUUCCGGAUGUGCUUACUGAAUCUGAUCUCUUCACCAACCUUGAUACCUCUCUACUUUUCCCUCAAACUCUCGACCUAGAGCCCGCUGCAAAACGUCCUGGUGGCCUGGAUUUUGGCAGUCAGCUUCUUCCUGACAGCAGCUUCCGUCGCUCCGUUUCUCAGGAACCUGCACGCCUCGAAGACCCCUCUCUUGUUGACCUUGACUUCAGCGACGAUGAACUGCCCCGUGGACUUGGAAAUGACUCCGCUAUGGAAAUGGGUCGAGACGCUCCUGCGCCCCGUCCCGUGGAGGAAGAUCUUUUCAGUGAUGCUGGAAAAUUGAACGACGACGACGAUCUAGGCUUGGACUUUGGAGAUGACGCCCCGCUCGACGAGAUGGACCUUGCUGAAGAUGGUCACAAUAACCUGAAUGAUCUGCUUCCUGAUGCUCCCAUGGACCUGGGUAACGAUGACGAUUUUGGUGGUGGCGAGACCCCCCGCGCUGCCGACAACCGAUUCGAACGUGACUCCGAAAGCCCACUGUCUGAUGCUGGCUCCGAUCAGAUGAACCAGCUCGAAGAAGAAUUCAACCGAGAUGUAUCUGCAACCCCGGAUGCCGUUAGUGCCCAGCAGGGCCAGCGCACCAAACGUCAAAAGCUCAUGGGACUCGACAAAGAAGUCGCAAUUUCCAGCUCCAAGAUCAAGGACCAGCAGAAUGAUCGCUCCUCGAUUUUGAAACCCGCCUCGUUCUUGCCCCGUGAUCCCGUCCUGCUCACUCUCAUGACCAGACAGCAGAAUGGCGACUUUGUGUCUAGUGUGUUCGGCGAGGACCGUGGACGCGGAUGGGCACCCGAGCUGCGCGGCAUGCUUUCUUUCGACUCUGUUAAGAAGGCCGGUGAGCUGAAGCGCAAGCGCGACAGUGGAAUUUCUGACAUGGAUGUGGCUGCUGCCGAUCUUCCUGCCCUGGAACUUGGCGAUGAAGAAGCCAUCGUUCCGCUUGACGAGGGUAUUGCUCUUGAUACGACUAUGAACCAGCGCUCUGAUAUCGAGUUCCCCGCCGAUGAUGGCGAGCAUGUUUUGCAGCUGAGUGACGAUGAUGGCAUGCAACAGCCCAUGGAUGAGCUCGAUGACACCAUUGUUCACCAUGUGGAUACCGAGCCUGUCUCUAUGGGUACCAAGCACGCCGUGCACAUCCUCCGCGAGAAGCUAGGUGACUCAGCCACCCAGCAGAAGAAGAGUGUUUUGUUCCAGGAUCUUCUUCCCGAGCAGCGGUCCAGCAAGGCCGAUGCCACCAAGAUGUUCUUUGAAGUUUUGGUGCUGGCCACGAAAGAUGCCGUCCAGGUUGACCAGGGCGCUAAGUCUAUUGGUGGUCCUCUUACGAUUCGUGGCAAGCAAGGACUCUGGGGCUCUUGGGCCGAGGAGAACGCUGCUGGUGCCAUGGGCCAGCUCAGUCAGGCUCUGUAG
Messenger RNA from Penicillium paradoxum, 1770 nucleotides. RefSeq names its product kleisin alpha. Bases 1 to 1770 code for a protein of 589 amino acids. Gene Ontology annotation, cellular component: synaptonemal complex; cohesin complex. Gene Ontology annotation, molecular function: protein binding; chromatin binding. NCBI's taxonomy places the organism in Eukaryota, Fungi, Ascomycota, Eurotiomycetes, Eurotiales, Aspergillaceae. The record is from RefSeq and is a predicted model, not a curated record. The transcript has 2 exons. Gene Ontology annotation, biological process: replication-born double-strand break repair via sister chromatid exchange; mitotic sister chromatid cohesion; synaptonemal complex assembly.